Molecule: messenger RNA, 472 nt
Organism: Exaiptasia diaphana
Lineage: Eukaryota; Metazoa; Cnidaria; Anthozoa; Actiniaria; Aiptasiidae
Exons: 2
Source: RefSeq, a predicted model, not a curated record
ACAAAACAAACGGUCUGACACUGUCACCUCAUCGGACUCAGCUGCUGGCUCACUGAGUAGUGGCGACUCGUACUCGGCUCCCAGUGAUGACUCGGAAGAGUUGAUGUACUCGGUGUCAAACCCGCCCUCACCUGAUGGCAUCCGCAAGAAACAACUCGCUUCAGAUACAGACAGCGAGAAGACCGCCACAUCAGAUCAAAGCAAUUCUCAAGUGUCGAGUGUUGUGUUGAGAAGUGAGAAGGAAAAGCAGGAAGAACCCGUUUCUGUCAUGGCUGGUUUCCUUAAUAGUCUCAAGAAAACGACGUUUACCAUGGCCAAGAUGGCAAAACAAGAAACCAGUGAAAAACCAGCCGAUGUAGAAAACUAUUCCAAGAGAGUGAAUAAUAGUACUGCCAUUCAGGCAGCUCGUCCUGGAAUGAAUCCUGAAGACAAAUCGUUUUUCCCCUUUCCAGGUAUGGCGUGCAUCCACUAA